AAUGCCACCAACAACGGACGUACGUAUGAAUAACGAGAAAGAGAAAGUAUCAGAGUUCUCGAGUCAAUGCGCUGCAAACAUCAUGACGAAAGUCUGACAUACCUACCUAUUUUAAAAUCAACCAUAUUUAUCCAAGUUUCAAGAACAUGUACAUAAAGUGUGGAGAAACUAUUUUGUUAAUUGUGUUUCUUGUUAUUUUUCCUGGUUUGAGCAACGGUGCAUUCAAAAGAUGUUUUGUGUGUCGUUCCAGAGGAGAAUUAGGAACCUGUAAGGACAAAUUUACGGUAAAUGGUACCGUUGAAAUAACAGUGAGGGGUGUAAAGGCAGUUCCUUGCGCAUCAGGAUGGUGUGGUAAAAUUCUCGAGACUGAAAAUCAAGCUUUGAAAGAAGAAGAAUAUGGAAUUGCAACACAGAGACUUUGCCUCCAAAGGGGCCCAUCUGACAGUGAAGAUAGAUGUGCUUACACAAAGUGGAAUUAUAGGAAUGUAUUAAUGUGUUUUUGCAGAGGGGAUUUGUGCAACUCUACUAGUUCGAUCGUUAUUAACAAUUAUCUACUUUUAUUUAUUCUCAUGUUAUCGACAACUAGACUGAAUUUUAUAUUUAAAUAAAAUUUUUCAAUCAAAA
This is a messenger RNA of Harmonia axyridis, 624 nucleotides long. RefSeq lists its product as uncharacterized. The transcript has 3 exons. NCBI's taxonomy places the organism in Eukaryota, Metazoa, Arthropoda, Insecta, Coleoptera, Coccinellidae. The record is from RefSeq and is a predicted model, not a curated record. The coding region runs from base 147 to 608 and encodes 153 amino acids. Gene Ontology annotation, biological process: sleep; regulation of synaptic transmission, cholinergic; positive regulation of voltage-gated potassium channel activity.